Messenger RNA from Xenopus laevis (African clawed frog), 4298 nucleotides. RefSeq names its product Primordial germ cell-associated transcript protein L homeolog (gene pgat.L). Lineage: Eukaryota; Metazoa; Chordata; Amphibia; Anura; Pipidae. The record is from RefSeq and is a predicted model, not a curated record. The transcript is spliced from 3 exons. Gene Ontology annotation, molecular function: DNA binding. Gene Ontology annotation, cellular component: nucleus; cytoplasm. The coding region runs from base 408 to 1289 and encodes 293 amino acids.
UAAUUAGACAUCAAUGUUGAUGCACUGUGCACAUCUUCACAAUAACCAGUGCAGCCUGCAGCCUGUGUCUGAAUGAAUCCUCCUUUUGCUGCUGAGAAUGAGAAUUUUAGAUGUGUUCAAAUUUAAAGGUGACAUCCACUGAAUUUGCCGGUACAUUUAAGGCUCGAGAGAUGACAGAUGGGAAACGCUCACUGCUUUAACAACAUUAUAUGGACAGGGCUGAGCCAUCCUAUGCUCCACUGCUGUGAAGAUCAGAUCCCCAUAGUGACACCCAACAGUACAAGUAACUGAGUACACUGUGCACCACCUGCAUGAAAACAGGGAGCACAUCCAGAAAUUACUUUCGGGAAUCCUGCUUACUCUUCUUACUAAACUGCUUUCAGGAUAGCCCAGACUAGAGAAUCUCUAUGGCUUUGAAGGCAGAAGACUCUUUUGAUAUUUACUCCCAGUUGAUCCAGAGCUUCUGCAGAUAUGCUGAGAACACUACCGUUUCAGAAAGCCAAUCCCCAGCUUUCAAUGCACAAAAGGAAUUCCAAACUUGUCAAGACCAUGCAUGCUGUACACACUCUGAAGCCCAUACGCACAUUUUGAUGCAGCAGUGGCAGCUCUUAGAAGAACAGUGGGAGUACAUUGACCAUCUGAAGACUGAUGUAGCAGCCCUGAAACAGUUGCUGCAUGGUUUCAUGAACUCAUUAAGUGGCACUGACAGUGGCAUGGAGGGUACAAAUCAUUUUCUUCCUCCCCACCAAAACCCAACUUUGCUUAAAGAUGAGGAAAUUGUUGCAAGUGCUCUAAACAGGCCAAGCGUUGAUAUCAAUGGAUUUGAAGAGAACAUCACUACAGGUGCCCAAAUCCAUGCAGCAUUUACCAAAAGCCCCAAAAAGAUGCCUGCCACAAGCACUCCACGGAAAUCUGAAGUUCUGUGGAGCUGCAGUCCGACCCUCGCUACAGAUGGCUAUUUUAUGCUUCCUGACAUUAUCCUAAAUCCCCUGGAUGGAAAGAAGCUAGUUUCCAUGCUGCGCAGCUCCAACUACGAGCCACAUCGUUUUGCAGAGCUUCUGUUUCAACAUCACGUUCCCCAUUCCCUCUUCCAACUGUGGGCUAACAAAGUGAACUUUGAUGGUUCCAGAGGGAAACUUGGCCUGCCCAGAAACCUAAUGAUAGACAUCUUGCACCAAACAUCCAAAAGGUUUGUCUUGGGCCCAAAGGAGAAACGGAAGAUUAAGACAAGGUUGAAUUUGAUGUUGAGGACACGUCAGGAUAGAGCUUGGUGGGAUGUUGGCCUGUAGGCCAAAGGUUUAAGUUUUUGUUAAGAUUUUGACUGUUUUAAGUAGAGUUUUAUAAAUGGUUUGCUGUGUCCGAUGUAAUGCACUAAUUUGCACAAAUGCACUUGACUGGUAAGAUACCUGUCAUGCACCAGAUGUUAUAUCACAUAGCAGAGCAGCAGGUUAGGAGUGGGUUUAUUCACCGCUUUUUGUUUUGUUUUUUACUAAUUCCUUUCCAGCACCAAGAUCACAGAUUGAAUCAAACACUGAUCUGUAGCAUGCACUAAUGUGUUGAGGAGUGAUAAGACUUUCACGCACUGGGUGUUGUAUCACAUAACAAAGCAGAUUGCGAGGAAUGGUUUCAUGCACAGCUUUUGUUUUGGACUGAUUUACUUAUUCUUUCCACUGCCACAGCCUAUGUUAAGCACAUGUGUAUGUUCUGUAUAAUGCACUGAUUUGCACAAAGGCACUUUGGAGUUAUUGGAGUGAUUGAUACGUUUCCCUUCCUGCACCAGACACUGUUUCAUAUAACACAAAACUCUAGACUUUGCACACUCCGUGAAUACACAAUCCACAUGCACCAAUUAUUCCUAGAGAAGAGGAUUAAGCAUAUACCCCUAUAUGUAAUAGAAGGCACUAAAUUUGCCCAGGAGCAGUAACCCAUGGCAACCAAUAAGAUGCUUGCAUUUAAAUUGGUGACUAGUGAAUUCUACCUGCUGGUUGGUUGCUAUAGGUUUCUGCCCCUGGGCAAACUUAGUGGCUUUUAUUACAUAACCCCAUUAGACUGGUAAUAUGAUAAAUACUAUGCAAAAGAAGGGAUGGUGCUACAUGUUUUUUAAUGGCCAUGUCUCUUGCUGAGUAGUUGUUUUAACACAGAACAGAACCCAAGUGUUUUAUUAAUGUCUAUCCUUUCUUUUAAACACGUCCCUAUUGCCAAAAUGGUUAUUUUGGCAAUAGAGAGAACAGGGGGAUUAUUUCACAUAUGUUAAGACACAAGUCUCAAGUUCAUUCAUUUUAAGCUUGAAAGUUAAAAGUGCCACAUUGGGCAGUGUUCUCUCGCCUUAUAUUAUGUCAUCAGCCCUUUAUGCUUCUGAUGGGAAGGUAACGGCACAUACUGAAAUGUCAUAUCCCUGAAAUACUCAUAGUGCAGGGCCUUCAUGGUGACACAAUUAUUAGCAUUGGUAUCUUGUAAUAUUGUAGCAAUGGGCUGCAUAGUGAUACAGUGGUUUGAAUUUUUAUGAGGCACUUUCUUCAGCCCCCCUGGGUGUUAGAAAACCUCAGCCUCCAUGGAAGUGAAAGUUAAGGGCAUCAACAAUCACCACCAUUGGUCAUAGCCUGAGAGGUGAAAACCAGAAGCAUUAUCUUUGUAAACAUGAAUAGGAGAGACAGCAGAAAAGAAGGAAAGAUUCAUCAUUGUCUUUUUUUAGUCUUUGUUACAACCUGUAGGUACUGUCUGCCUUAUCUUAUGUUCUGAAGGUUAUCAGUAAUGACAGGCCCUAGGAACCAGCUUGUGUAUUACAUUCCAUCGUAUCUAGUGGUGAUCAUGAUCAUCAUUCUGCUGGACAGGCCGUAUCUACAAGAUACUCCACCACAGGCCGUCUGGGACAUGGAAACGCUAAAAAAAGAAGUAAAAGCUCACAUGGUAGAGAUUCAUACGCAGUUAUUGGGCAACAGCUUGGUCCUGAUGGCUGAAACAGGUGGAAAUAUGCAUAAGAGCAGUAAACCAUAUAAACCCUAGACAUAUGCUUUAUCUAGCCUAGAGAAAUUGACCGGUUGAUUGGUCAGUCACCAUCAAUUUCUGAUGGAGUGAGAACUUACACUUCCUUUAGGGGCCUAGAGUAUCUAUGGUUUAUAUGAAAACAACAGGCCUAGCAGAGUGAAUGCCUUCUAUCAGGUCCAGGUACUGAAACAGAGCUUGCGUAAUUUAGUGAUGUCAUCAUAUGAUGUCAUUGCCCUCUGAGAGCUCCUGACAUGUCUAAUGGGUUUUAAAGAUACAGAUCAUUGUUGAUUUGAUAAAACACCACUACCACCCUCUUCCUGUGCACAAAUUUGUGUCUCUUUAAGUUAUUAUAUAAAUGGCGAUCCCCAAGUAGUGAUAUUGGUGGUAUGUAGAUGCAGAGCAUCUCGUUCAGGUUCUCUGCUAAGGCUGCCCGUCCUUGUCCAUUCCCUCCUUCUCCAGUCCCAUGACCAUCAAGAAUGUAACGAUGGAUACAGCAGACCCAGCUGGGGGUUAGUAGAGGCAAGCAGAAUUAUAGGGGAGGGGGGGCUGGUGGUGGUGGUGGCUCUGAUUGUUCAAUUUUACUAUUUGUGGGCAAAAUAGAUAGUGUUCUUUAAGGUUUUGGGCAAAGCCCAUUUUCUUUCCCAUUUAUCUUGCCAAGUUACAGUAAGUUGUCUCACAGUGCCUGGCAUAUAAGCUGUAGGAAAGAGAUUUGUGAGCAAGGGUUUGCACCCCUGGACUUUUCAUGUGCAUGCCAGGUGGUACAUUCCAAUGUAUGCCAUGAUACUUCUUGAUUUUUAUUUUAUUGGUUCCAUUUUUCCCUGCAGGUCUGUACCAAUGUAGACCAGUGAUGAAUGCAUAAGAAAUGGGUUGACUGAAUUCUGUCCCCUGGGUAUAGAGCCACAGGAAUGAGAGCAAUUAACACAAGUAAUUCCAUAGGGAAGAAUAUGCUGGCGCACAACAUAAGGGCAGUUGUAUGAGGAAAAGCUCCUGGGUGGCAGUUACUAUGUUUGAUCCUGCUUUAUUCUGGUAGUUUCUCCUUUAAAAAGUGCAGUAACCUCUGCCUGUGGUGCUGCCUCAGUCACUUAAUUAUGUUGUGUGAAGUUCUGCAGAAGUCAUUAAAAAAACCCCAGAAAAAUAGCAUCUAGUGGGUGAAAAACAGAGCAUCAAGCUGAGCAGCGGAUUCCCUUUAGAGUAAGAAAGCAAAGUCUGAAAAGUUGACCCGUAAUAAUUGAUAGCGUAAUUAUCACUUGUUUAUUCAAAUGCUGUACAUCCUAGUCUUCUUUUACCAUAAUAAAGAACAUACAGACAUGGGA